Odocoileus virginianus texanus is the source of this 3105-nucleotide messenger RNA. NCBI's taxonomy places the organism in Eukaryota, Metazoa, Chordata, Mammalia, Artiodactyla, Cervidae. The record is from RefSeq and is a predicted model, not a curated record.
UGUCCUCUCCCUGUAGGGAAGUCCCACCUGGCCAUCGUGCAGAAGGUGAACAAUGAGGGCGAAGGUGACCCCUUCUACGAGGUGCUGGGCCUGGUCACCCUGGAGGAUGUCAUCGAGGAGAUCAUUAAGUCCGAGAUCCUGGACGAGUCUGAGGACUACCGAGACACUAUAGUGAAGAAGAAGCCUGCGUCUCUGAACGCCCCUCUCAGGCAGAAAGAGGAGUUCUCCUUGUUCAAGGUGUCUGACGACGACUAUAAAGUGAAAAUCUCGCCUCAGCUGCUCUUGGCCACGCAGCGCUUCCUGUCCCGAGAGGUGGACGUCUUCAGCCCGCUGCGGGUCUCUGAGAAGGUCCUCCUGCACUUGCUGAAGCAUCCCAGCGUCAACCAGGAAGUACGGUUUGACGAGAGCAACCGCCUGGCCGCCCACCACUACCUGUACCAGCGCAGCCGGCCGGUGGACUAUUUCAUCCUCAUCCUGCAGGGCAGGGUGGAGGUGGAGAUCGGGAAGGAGGGCUUGAAGUUCGAAAAUGGGGCCUUCACCUACUACGGGGUUUCUGCCCUGACAGCGCCAUCCUCGGUUCACCAGUCCCCGGUGUCCUCGCUCCAGUCCAUCCGCUACGACCCACCGCCCGAGCCCGCUGACAGCACCCGCUUGUCUGCGUAUUGUCCUGACUACACCGUGAGGGCCCUCUCUGACCUGCAGUUCAUCAAGGUCACUCGGUUGCAGUACCUCAAUGCACUCCUGGCCACCCGCGCCCAGGCGCUGCCACAGUCCCCGGAGAACACAGAGCUUCUGGCCAUCCCUGGCAGCCAGACCAGGCUCCUCGGUGACAAGGCGGCCACAGCCCCAGGAUCCAACCACAGCAGACCGGGUCUCCCAGCAGAGGAGAGCCCCGGGCGGAACCCGGGAGUUUAGCCGCUUGUCAAGCAGCCCCAGGUCUGGGGAAUAGACAAGCACGUGGGGAACUGGAGCAAGCCGGAAAGCAGCUUCCUGCCAGCCCAUCCCGUCCCCUGCGGGCCACGUUUUAGAUGGCCUUGUACGUGCAGGUCCUGGCUGUCCUCCGAACCAGACAUCAGUGCCAGGAGCCUUCAGCAGGUUCUGCCUCCCCACCCCUAGAACACGAGGGUCAGUGGGGGCCAGCCCUCCAGGUCUGCUUCCGAAUGGAGUGAAAGGAACAGCGUCAUCUCCAGUCCCCGGGGCCAGCCUCCCUGUGACAGUGUCUAUACCUCUCCGGCCAGGCCACGAUGUGAGCGCGGUAACUGCCUUCCUGUGGCCGUGACCUGCACUCUCUCUGCUUCAUUUGCCAACCUUCUGCUGCUGGCAGCACCUCUUGAGCAAACUAAGCGCGCCAUGUGGGCUGGGGUUCACAUCCGUGGGCUUGGCCACGCCAGCCUUGCUGGCUUCCCUUAUGACACCAUGCUUCUGAGCAUGCGCCAAAGCUGGAAGCUGUGUCCCUCCAGGCCCGCUGCCUCCCGUGGAGGUGGCUUUUCCUGCCCUGUCCCAAGCCCAGAGCGAGCACACUGGCCCCUGUGGGGUUCAGGAGCCCCUUCUUCCUGCCGCUCCUCCACCUGCCUGGCUCAGUGGCACUAACAGUGUUGUCGUUUUCCAUGUGUUAAGAAGAGGUCACGGGUGGGGGGAAGGGAUUGCUCUGAUGCACCUGAUCCGUUGUCGUCAGAUCCCAGAGUGGGUCGCCGGAGGCCCCCGGGGUGCUGUGUGGCUGGAAAGCGCAUGGAGAGCAGCAGGGGAGGCAGGGCUGGGUGUGGACCAGGUAGACCCCCGUCACCUGUCUUUGGAAAAAAGGUGAAAUCAAAAGUUUUUCUUAGAGCUCUGAGAUGUUUUAAGCUCAUGGCUUUAUUCCCAUUCCAGCUCUCUGGGGCUUCAGAGAAGUGGGAACAAGAAGGCGUUUGUAUCGUCUUCUGGUUACCUACAUCCACCUUCCGUGGUGCUUUAGCUGCGCAGAAACUGGGGCAUCAUGGGGACCCCAGCGAGGGAGGCAGGAGGAUUUCUGAACCUUUCUCAGUGGCAUUUGGGUCCUUAUCCAGGAUCAGUGCGAGUGAAGGCCAAAAUACAGUGGCAUGCUCACUUAGAAACUUCUCAAGGAAUUCUCUCUCAAGAGCAAACCCAGGUGGGAAAUAGAUACUUGAAAAUUUUUUUCUCUCUGCAGAAGAGUGGUGAUUAACCUUGGCUGCACAUUGGAAUCACAUGGCAAGUUAAAAAUACUGCUCCCUGGGCCGCUUCCUCCAACCCACCCACUCACCCAGGGAUUCUGAUUUAGUCCAGGCACCAGGAUUUUAUUCUGUAAAAUUAUUUUAUAUUCACAGAUCACGCCUGCUUCCCUGAAUGUUAACAUCUUCUAUAACCUUGGUGCACUUAUCAAAAUUAAAAAAUUAACAUUGGUACAAAACUAUUAACUAAAUUACAGACUUCAUUUGGGUUUUUAUCAAAUUUUCCAUAAUGUCCGUUUGUGUUGCAGGACCCAACCCAGGACACCAAGUUGCAUUUAGAGCUAUUGCCUUUUUUCCUAUUUUCUACUGUAACUUUUUACUUUGAAAUAAUGACAGAUUCAUAGGAAGUUGCAAGGAUGGAGGUCCCAUGUAUCCUUCCCCGUUUUCCUCCAUGAUUACACGGUCUUACAUAGUUAGAGUGCAGUAUGAAAACCAGGAAUCUGACUCUGCUGCAGUGUGGGUAUGUAGCUCUGUAGCAUCUUAAUCACAUGCAGAUUGUGUAACCACCACUUCAGUCUAGAUACAGAACUGUUCCUCACUAGGACCUCCCUCCAACAGAUGCUCUUAAAGCCACACCCACCCCCUCUGGCCACUACCCGUAAUCCCUGGCAACCACUAAUCUGUACAUCAUCUCUGUAAUUUUGUCGUUUGAAGAAUGCUGUAUAAAUGGGGUCCUGUGGUAUGUAAGUGUGGGGACUGGCUUUCUUCACUCGGCGCAUUGUUCUGGGGUCUCCUCCAGGCUGUUGCCCACGUCAGUCACUUGUUGCUUCGUGAUUGCUGUGUGGUAUUCCACCACAGACUCGCUGUCCUGUCUAAGGACAUCUGGGUGGGUUCCGGUUUUUGGCUAUUCCAAAUAAAGCUGCUAUGAACAUUCAUCACA